Molecule: messenger RNA, 1497 nt
Organism: Ostreococcus lucimarinus CCE9901
Lineage: Eukaryota; Viridiplantae; Chlorophyta; Mamiellophyceae; Mamiellales; Bathycoccaceae
Exons: 1
Coding region: 1-1497 (498 amino acids)
Source: RefSeq, a predicted model, not a curated record
AUGAAUGGCGCUCGCGCGUCAAUCGCGACGAGAACCGCGAGGAACUGUGCGUUUCGAAGCGUGGUGCUCCCGAGCGACGACGAACCGCGCGCGCAAAGUCAAUCAUCAAUCAUCUGGAAUUGUCGACGAAAACGCGCCGACGGGCGAAGACUGACCGCGCACGCAUCGUCCGCGCUCGACAGCAUGACCGCGAUGCUCUCCGCGAAAGAUCCGCCCUACGCGGACGCGGUCGUCACGAACGCUAGGGUGGCGGCGACGAAGCUGGAGAAGAUGCUGUUCGAAAAGUGCAAGAGCGAAGAGUCGUACAAGCGCAAAGUUUUAAACAAAAUAGAGUCGAUCUCGGAGAAGAUCAUACGCGACAGGGCGCAAAAGAAUAUGGAAGCGCAAGGCUUAAAAAUGGCGGAAGCGCCGGCGAAGCGGGCGAAGACGGAGGGUGUGGGAGGUGGCGAAGCGGCUUCGACUUCGACGGCGCGUUCGCCGUACGAAGAGGGGCGAGCGUAUUUUGAAGCGUUGUCGCCGGUGGAUCAGAAAACCAUGCGAAGGGACAUCUUGAAGCGAUGGUUGGAAGAGAAUAAAGGGAAGACGGCGAUCGCAAACGAGUUUCAAUCGACCGAAGACGCGCAGGUGAGGAGGCAGAUUUACGUUAACAAGCUCAAAGAUCACCUCGAUUUGCACAUGUUCAAGUCGUUGACGAAUCAGUUACGGGCGCAGCGUCCGACGAUAAUCAAUCCCGAGCUUCAAGGAUUUGUCGCCGAUCUCGUGGCGACGGAUGCGAUGGCGAUGCAAGCGGAAACUAAGCGUCAAGCCAUCGCCGCCGCCACCAAGUCGUCGACGGUUCAACCUACGUCAGAGUAUUGGCUCAAGGUGCACGAGUUGCACGAAAAAUAUCACGCCACGCUUAGCCGGGCGCUGAAGAAUAUUCAAAGCUUGACGAAGAGCGGAGAAAAGCUAUCAGCGAUUCGACAAAAGUUUGUCGACUUGCUGUCCAAGGUAAUCUUGCCCGCUAUCGAGCAAACUCCGAACAAUCGCAACUUGAACGUCGAGGCGACGGUGACGCAUCUCGAGGAAAUCGAGCGAUCGAUCAAGAAAGCGUUGUCAUCGUACGACGUGCACGCACAGCGCAUGCAAGACCAGAAACGUUUGUUGACGAUGGCACCGACGCAACGCGCCAUCGUAUCUCUCACCGAAGGCGUGGAGAACAAGAACAGAACCGACGCUCGUGCCGCCAUCGCCGAGACGUGCUCGAAAUUAAACAUCGAUUUCGACGACUUCACCGCCGAUCUGUUCGACUCGGACGAGGAAGAAGACGAAGCGAUCGACGUGAACGUACUCUUAAAGGACGUCUUCGCGAGCGCGGGUGAUCAGGCACUCGAAAUCGUCCCCGCGGGCGCGCCCGAAACCUGGACGCUCGAGCUCGGCAAGGACGUCGUCGCCGUCGGGUUUCGCGGCGACGCCAUGUCUGAAACCGAGCGCAUCGCCACCGUCGCCGAGUAUUAA